Molecule: messenger RNA, 10743 nt
Organism: Gigantopelta aegis
Lineage: Eukaryota; Metazoa; Mollusca; Gastropoda; Neomphalida; Peltospiridae
Product: leucine-rich repeat serine/threonine-protein kinase 2-like
Exons: 68
Coding region: 521-8497 (2658 amino acids)
Biological process (GO): protein phosphorylation
Molecular function (GO): protein kinase activity; protein binding; ATP binding
Source: RefSeq, a predicted model, not a curated record
UGUCAUAUUUAAAAUAACACGAUUAUAAUAGAUACAUGUCUGUUUACAGAUUCCCCACUGUUUAGCACCAUGUCACCUAAGGUGGGGAGGAUAAUUCUGCGAAUGUUUCACUGCGAGCAGUGAAGAGCAAAAUACAGGACUCUGCUUUUGGUUUUCACACGGUUUGAUCCGACUGUCAUGAUUUUAUCAUGAUCAUCUCAUUGUGACAUUAUCAUUAUGACUAUCAGUCUAUGGUCUUUUUUUUGUGUGUGUGACAUGUUAUCCCAUAUGCCAUGAUUAGAUUAGGCCCUUCAGACUUGUCACGAGAAGUGUUCUUUUCAUUUCUUCCUGUUGCCAUUUUUUGACGUUUUUCUAUGUGAUGUACUCGGCUGGUGUUAACUGUUCUAGAACAUAGGCUAUGGAAUUAAAUUUUUAAAAAAUAAAACAAAAUUAUGGCGACGACACAGUACACUGGACCAGUUUGAAUCAUUUACACACAUGCAGCUCCUUUUGGCCUGAUCGAGAAUGAAAUGUUUCCUAUAUGGCCCGACUAAACCUGUUUGACUUCAUUGAUGGCGUCUUAGCCCCUUCGAUGCCCGGGAUGUAUUUUGAGUCGAGCAUUAGUGAGUACGAGGUGGUGGAAAACUCACAGGAUUUUAAGCUCAUGAGGCAGGCAGACGGCAUUCUGCACGACUUGAGACAGCGAUUUGAUCCCGGAGAACUGCACAGAGAUCUCGUACAUCUGGGCACCCUCUUUCCACAUGAUCAUGUCAGAAAGUAUUUGGAGGAAAACCAUGUCCAUCUGUCUGUGCUGGCUGUCAUGCAACAUUUUCCGUUGUCACUGGGCAUUCAGCAGACGGGCUUUAAGCUGUUGAGUUUGUUUGCAACAAAGAGUUUGGUGUUGAGGAAGAACAUGUCAGACUUCGACCUGUACACAUUUUUAUUGAGAAUACUGACAAAAAACCUUUCUGACACCACCAUACAGGAAUCGGGCAUGAAUAUUCUUUUCUAUGUACUAGCAUCAGAUGUUCUUCAGAUGCAGCUGUCUCGUGAAGACAAGUCUUGCGUCCUGGGGGUGAUUAUAAACACAGUCAGUAUGUUCAGAGAUAACAGUGUCGUGUUGCUGACUGCUCUGUCUGCUCUCAACACUUUACUAAAGAAAGAUUGUGUACAAGAUAUGUUUGUCCAGCAGCAUAUUGCCAUCAUCCUGGAAUGCUUUGACGCAAACAAAGACAAACCGAAGAUUGCGUUGGGAAUUCUGAACAUUCUGCAAGAUGUUGCAGUUAAUGUUUCUCUGCAGAAAGAACUCAUAGACAAUGGCAUCCAUAUUAAAGUGUUUUCUUAUGUAGAGCAAGCUGACGUCCAAACUUUGUCACCUUGUCUCAACAUUCUGCUUACUCUUAAUGAACAUGUUCCUGCUGCUCUGUCAAACAUUCUGGAGCACCUGGUUCUACAGUGUCUGAUCCCGCGGCUACUGACUCAUUCAAAAGUAGAGGACGUGCAGGUGUCCGGAUUAAGAAUGUUUCACGCAGCAGCAGCUCCAGUAUUACAGAAUGAAUGCACAAGUGCAGAAACGGCUCUUGGGUGGUUAAAGGUCAUAUAUACAGCCAUGCACAAACACAUGGACAAGCCUAGAAUCCAGACCAUUGCAUGUGAAUGUUUGUCAAGAAUACUGGUCUACCAGUCUGAUGCCUGCAGGUGGAUUGGAGAUGGUGCAAAUCCUAAAGCUGAUCCACUACAUACUGUCUGUUUGGGAGUGAUCAUUAUGUACAGACGAGACCCGGAAGUUUUCACUGCCGCUGCUGAUGCCAUAUACCACCUAGCAGCUGAUAAUGAUCGUUUGUGCAAGAAUUUGAUGGAGAAGAAUGCCCACAUUGCGUUGAUCGGAGGGCUGACGUACCACCUGAAGAAGUACUGCCAUGCUCCUUCUACCGACAUCUUCGCGUCUGCUCUAGCAGCCGGCUGUCGUGCACUCCGAGGACUCAUUAUCUUUCAUGAUGAUCACAAGCUGUCUGUGGGUGAACAGGAGGAGAUUCCCAAGCUGUUGUCGAUGGUGCUCAAGGAAUGUCCAGAUGAAGAGACCGUACAGUGUGAGGCCAUCAGCACACUGGCCUGUCUGGCAGACAUUGAUACAAUUCAGCACCUGUGUUUCAUUGAAGGAGUGCACUAUCAUGUUAUUGAAGCUUUCACACAUUUCCCUGACAACGCCAUUCUGCAGGAAGCAGCCAUCGAGGCACUGGCUGUUCUAGGAGGAGCAGCAAGUGGUGCAAUGAUUCUAAAUGAUAUUGGAGCUACCGGCAUUGUUCUUCAGGUGCUUAAGAAGUUUCCAGAUAAUAUCAAUAUCCAGAAGAAAGGUCUGAUGGCUGUACAGAUUCUGGCAGAGAAGAGACUGGUGGAGACGAAGAAACUCUGUGAAGACUUGACCGAUGCCAUCAGCUCCGUGAUGACCGGUCACAGGAGCACAGUCAGCAUUCUGAGAGAGGCCGUUGUUGCCAUGAACAUCCUGGCAGAGAAAAGCCACCUGAUGAGUGAGGUGCUCAUUGAACGGGGAUGUCACGAGAUUCUCUUUCAGAUUCUUGAGACGUACGAUGAAAACCAAGGGUUGCAUGACCUUGCCAGUGAGUGUUUGUAUGUGAUUGGUUGUGUCCAGAACCUCAAGUCCAGAAUGCUGCUGUCUGCAUGCGAUAAAGGAUAUCUCGCUGGUGUUGAAUGUUUGGUAGAGAUUGGUGCGGACAUCAACAUUGGCCAGGGGCACACAACUCCACUGUUUUUCGCAGUCAAGAAUAAAGAUGACAAUAUGGUGAAAUUUCUACUCCAACAGGAGGUCCGAGACCUGCAGACCUCAUUACAGCUGAGUCUGAAACAAGAGACUCACAUCAUCACCGGGAUGUUGCUGUCCAAGAUUGGCCAGGAUAAACAAGGUGGAACUGUUUUGUGGGGUGGUUUUGGUUUAGGAGAUUUACAGCCAGAAUGGUUUCUACAGGCACUGACUACCCAGAUCACGUCACAUUCAACGUCUCGAGCUGGCCUACAUCUCGUAGAGAAACUGAAGAAGGGAGGCGAAAUGAGAAAAUCUCGAAUUAGUUACUCACCCAGUGACUCUCAGAUUGAACUCUCCAAGCACUGUAAUUUCCGAUUCCGACGAUGUAGCAGUGAUACCUCAGGCAAACUGACAUAUUCACAAGAAAAACAAGGACUAACUUUCUCGUGGACAUCAAGACAAAACAGUGACAGCAGGUCAAGAAAGGUAAUUCAAAAUCAAAAGACAAAAGCUUUGAAAGUUUCCUACAACGGCAAGUCUAGCCCUGACUCUGAUGUACCAUCUACGUACUGUCCAGCUAGCUGGGACUAUCAGGAAACAAAAUCACCUGAGAAUCAAAACAGCGGUGAAGAUGACUCUGACUCUGUGUUUGAUCACACCCUGGACGAGUGGGAGGAAUGGAAACAGAACACACUGACUGGAGCCAACAUUCCGUUCAGUCCGUCCGACCCACGGAAACUGCAGUCUGGUGCUACAUACCACCAUUACACUAACAAAACCUGGCUAAGAAAAUAUUCUCUUCAGUCUUCAACUGAUGGUCAAGAACAGUUAUCACUAAGUGGUUCAAUAUCACUGAGCCAACCCAAUCCAGCAGAUGUAGUGCCAAGUUCUCCCCACACCAACACUUCAGCUCACAGGCACACAGACUCUGAAAUUAUCAGAAUUGGUGAUCCUUUGUUUUCUCCUGACUAUGGACUAACUUCCAGCUAUAACCGAGAAAGUGUCUCCAGUGAUACGGACUUUGAAAUCAGCCAGGAUUCAUUCCUCAGUUCGUCUAGGACAAAUCGCAGCUUAUCAUCAUCACAACAGUCCCAGCAUUCCGAGUUUUUGAUCACAUAUCUGGAUGUCUCAGCCAAUCAGAUUGAGAGUUUGGACAAUCUGGCUGGGACAAGGCCAUCUUUUAUGGAGCAUUUCUCUGCCCUGGAAAGACUGGAUUUGCACAACAACAACUUACAGUCCUUACCAGAUGGAAUCUUUGAGUAUUUACCUAAACUACAGAACUUGAUCUUGCGUGAAAAUCGCCUUGCUGCCUUCCCCCGUGAGGUGAUGGUUUGUCCAAUGCUGCAUUCACUUGAUAUCUCUAGCAACAAGAUAUCUCAUAUUGGGAAAGUAGAUUUUGGAACUGUUUCACACAGUCUGCGUCGACUGGACUUGGAUUCCAAUGGAAUCAUGAAAUUUCCAAGUGUCUUGCAUACUGUGAUGCCAGAUUUAGAGCACCUUUCCCUUGCAAAGAAUAACUUGAAAUCACUUGAGGGGUGUUCUCUGAAACUGCCAAAGUUGAAGGAGUUGAUCCUGUCCCACAAUGAAAUUGAGUCGAUUCCAGACAGUUUCCUAUCUACUUGUCAAAAACUGGAAACCCUGGAGGCCCUCAACAACAAGCUAACAUGCCUUCCACACAAAGAGGUGUCCAAAUGCUUGCCAAGACUGUACACAUUGAAACUGAGCACAAACCUGCUUACAGAAAAGGCUCCAUUUUAUAUUCCAAAAUUUAUUUUGGAACUUCCAAGUUUACGGACUGUGGAUCUGUCUGAUAACAUCUUGGAUGGGUUGCCUCCCCCUGCCAUGUGGAAGUCGCAGAUACUAAAAAAUAUCAUGGUAUCUCGAAAUAAGAUAUCAAAGCUGAAUUUGGAUGGAGUCAAAUCGUGGGCCAAAGUGGAAAAGUUCCAUAUUAAAGCUAAUAAACUCACAGAGCUGCCAAAAGACAUUGGUCACAUGAGCUCCUUGGAGUCGUUUGAUAUCAGCCACAACAAGAUGCUGACAACUUUACCAGAUGAGCUGGGGCGGUGCUCCAAGAUUUGGGAAAUGCCUCUGGAUGGUCUGAAUCUGGAUCUUGAUGACAGCUUGUUGAAGGGCAACAAAUCAGACUUGAUAAUGUACCUCCAUAACAGACUGAAAAAAGCUCGACCCUACUACCGCAUUAAGCUGAUGGUCAUUGGUUAUGGAGGCCGAGGCAAGUCGACUCUGUUACAAGCUUUGAGGAAGCCCAAACAGAAGCAGCAGCCUGAGCUAACUGUUGGCGUUAUUGUCGAGGACUGGAAAUACGAGAGAUCACAUUCUGGUAAAACAGUCCUUUACACAGUGAGCACGUGGGACUUUGCCGGGCAGGAGGAAUUCUACAGCACACACCAGUGUUUUCUGUCUAACAGGGCCGUCUAUCUGGUUGUGUAUGACAUCACCAAAGGUCCUGGAGAGAUUGACUUGCUCAAGCGAUGGCUGUCAAAUAUUUUCUCCCGAGUUCCUGGGUGUCCAGUUAUUGUGGUGGGCACACACUAUGACCAGCUGACCCAAGAAAUGUGUGAUGAGUAUGUGCCACAGAUCAAAGAAAAACUGUACGAUUUGAUGCAAAAACCAGGAUUUCCAGAGAUCAAAUGGUCAACUGAGGUGGACUGCACGUGUGAGAACCCAGAGGUGAAGCAACUGAGAUCGGUGGUGAAGGAAAUCAUUGAUGACUACCGUAUUAAAGGACAACCUGUGAUGGGCCAGAAAAGACCGGCUAGUUAUGUUAGACUUGCCGAGUUACUGUCAAGAGAAGUGGAACGUCAGAUGUAUCCUGUGAUUAAGCAUCCCGAACUGAAGCAGAUGGUCAAAGAUGAAAGACUUGAUCUUGAAGAAGACGAAGAACUACACCAGGCUGUUCGGUUCCUACACGAGGGAGGAGUUCUGCUACACUACAAUGAGACUGCCUUGAUGCUGCGUAACUUCUACUUCAUUGAUCCAGGAUGGCUGUGUCAAAUGAUGGCUAAAUUUGUCACCAUCCCCAUGAAAAAUCCUUUCAUCAGUCCUGACGGGACCAUGGAGAAGAAAUCUGUAAAAAAGCUUUUUGAAGACAAAACCUUUCCGUUGGAACUGAUAGACCAGUAUCUGAGACUACUUGAAAAAUUCGAGAUUGCUUUGCCGAGAAACGACACCCAACUAUUGAUUCCCUGCAGAUUUCCCAUAGAGAAACCUUGUUUUACUGUGCCAAACUUGGAAAAGAUUCAUCGUUUUUAUUCCAUGCCGUACUCUCCGCUGGGGUUCUGGUCUAGACUCAUCGCCAGACUAAUUGUCUUCUCAAAGAGCCAUGUAACAGAGACCUGGCUGUCUCUCAGUAGUGAGCCGUCGAUGGAGUACUGGAGGGAGGGAAUCUUCGUGCUGUGGUCUGAGAAAGCUUUCUUUCUGGUGGACAAUAACAUAAAGGUGGACAGUGAGGAUCUCCAUAUCAUGGUCCCAGCCACUCUGCCAGGCUACCAGUUGCUGGGAUUCCUUGUUGACCAUCUGGAUGCCCUGAUAGAUGAAUGGUACCCUGGGCUGACAACCCUGGACCCACUGAAGGGGCGAGAGCUGUUGGAUAAAUAUGUUCCCUGUAUCCGAUGUGAUAGUUCCAGUCCACACGAGUUUCAGUUUCAUGAUUUGUUAAACCAGUCUGAUAUGGAGAACACAGAUGAUGUAAUUCGCUGUCCUGUACACGGAGGAGACGUCUUACUGGCUGAACUGGCCCCAGACAUCAUGCUUCUUGACGUAGAAGAGAGAUUUAGGAUGAAUGUGGAUGAACUUGAAUUUAAUGCAAGUCCGGAGAACCUGUUGGGUGAUGGAGGAUUUGGAAGUGUUUACCGUGCCAUCUACAAAAAUCAGGUUGUUGCAGCAAAGGUGUUCAACCCACUUGGCGAUGUCCACCCCCACAAACUGCUACGGCAGGAGGCCACAGUGCUGCGUCGCCUCCAACACCCGAGUGUUAUCUCACUUCUUGCCGUCGGCCUGCGACCUUGCAGAAUUGUCGUACUCGAAUUCGCUUCUCUCGGAACUUUGACUCAGAUUUUGAAAUCAGAGAAAAAUCUGAGCAAGGUACUGCAACACAGAAUAGCACUACAGAUUGCCGAGGGACUGGAAUAUCUUCACGCUCUGAUGAUUGUUUUCCGUGACCUCAAACCAGACAACAUCCUCAUGUUCAGCUUGUCACCCAGUGAUCUGAUCAAUGCCAAGAUAUCGGACUAUGGAAUCUCACAGUUCACCACACUGUAUGGUCUGACGGCUCAAGAGGGAACGCCAGCGUACAGGGCACCUGAAGUUAUUCGCCGAGAAACCUAUUCUUUUCAGGCCGAUGUGUUUGCGUUUGGGAUUCUGCUGUACAUCUUACUCACGGGAGGCUGUCACCCUCACGAGGAACUCAAGUCAAGAAGUGACAUGGAUCGGGCAUUUGCUGAUAAUUCUCCAAUUCAACUGAUCACUCAACGUGGAAAACCUCCAUGGCCAGACAUGCAUGAUUUGGUGAGGCAGUGUUUGCAUCAAAUACCAGAUGAUAGACCCAAGACUGAUGAGAUUGUGCAGCGACUGCGAUCAGCUGAACUGUUUAGUUUGAAACAGUGGUACCCCAUUUCAGUCGGGACAACCGUUGAGUGCAUGACAUACCAGAUGUGUGAGAACGACUUGACAAAAGUGUGGGUUGCCAGUGGGAAUAACGAACACAUGGAGUUGAGUCGGUUAAAUCUCCAGACUCACUGUGGCUGUGUGGACCUACAACACAAACUGCAGGCAGCCUGGAAGACGUCCGCCAGUCCAGUUGGUCGUUCUCUAGGUGAAGGUCGCAUUCUGAGUAUUUUGUCUGUGGACAGUGAGCACGUUCUGCUCGGUACACAGAUGGGGAAAAUCUCCGUGUUCGACACGGCCAAGUUCGAGGUCAUUCACUCGACGAUACAGCUGGGCGACUCAGUCAUUUCUCUACAUCUAUGUCCCAGACAAGAUGAUCCUAUGGUCCUAGGAGGCCUAGCAAAUGGAGUCCUGGUGUUUUAUCCACUGUCAGAACUUCUGCAGAAACCAGUUCAUUACCCCCUGUGUUUGAACCUGGGGAGCAAGCACGAGCCCAUCAGGUGUAUGGUACAAAUGAAGAACAAAGUCCUUGCAUCAUGCGGCACUCGCAUCUUCAUCCUCAACACCAAACACGGCCUUGCUAUUGAGAACAUCUGUGACACAGUUGACAAUGGUGAUAUACAGAUGGCUGUACCAAUCUGCACGAUGGCAGCAGGACGUCACAUAUUCUUGUCUCACAUACGAUCACCCACGCUGCAAGUGUGGGACAUCUACAAACAGCGCAAACACGACGAGUGCAACAUUGCACAGCUGUUCAACAUUGACAAGAAUCAAGCAAGAAUCACAGCUAUUUUGCUACAUGAAAGCCGAGCAUUAUGGGUAGGAACCGGCGGUGGUCACGUGGUUAUCCUGGAAUCUGCGACUCUUGCUCCUGUGAUUGUUACGUCUCGUCACACCUCAAGUGUUCGUGGUUUAAUGUGUAUCAUACCAUCAUGUCGUACCGCUACCUCUGUUGUUCUUAGCUGUGGUCUAGGAUUCAAAAAUGGACAUGAUGAAACGAAAGAUUGUAUAUUUGUCCGUCCAGGUUCACAAUACGGAUGUGUUGCAGUGUGGGAUGCAGAUUUUCCACAGCUAGUAAAGAGUUUCAAAGAAGAUGUCAAAAAACGACAGGAAUUGGCAAAUAGUGUUCCAUAAUCUUGUUCUUAAAAUGAACACACUUGUUAAAACCACACACUCGGGGAACAUUUUGUUUUAAAAAUCUUGAUUAGCAAUAUUUCUAGUCAACUGAAAAUUGAUUAGUAACUACUGUGUAAUGUUUUAACAUUGUGUUGUAAAUCACAACGCGAUACUGAACAAAAUGUUCCCUGACACUGGAUCACAAUGUGAAUGAAAUGGAUAAUACAAAUCCAUUUAUUUUGUGUGUGUGUGUAUGUGUGUCUAUAUAUACACACAUGUAUAUGUUUGACAUCCAUGAGAUGUUCUUUACAUGUACAUGCACUGUUAUUUAAUCAAAUUAAUGGGUAAUUAAUAAUACUCACUACCAUUACAUAUCAUGUUUAUUCCCUCGUAAAAUAAACUACAUGACAUGUUAUCGACAUUAUGUUUUUGCUGUACGUCGUCAUGUUUGUUAUGGAGCAGUCUGGUGUUAUGAAUGUCAUCAUGUUCAUUUUAUUAUUGAUCAUUCAUUGUUAAAUAAAUGUGUAUUUUGUUCUAUGAAUCACUUAAAAAAAAAAAAAAAAAAAUACAUGAUAUACCAGUACUGCUAUGAAUAAUCAAGUAUACUGCUGUGGAUAAUUGAGUAUCCAGCUAUGGAUAAUUAAGUAUCCUGCUAUGGAUAAUUGAGUAUACUGCUAUGGAUAAUUAAGUAUACUGUUACAGAUAAUUGAGUAUCCUGCUAUGAAAAAUCAAGUAUGGUGCUAUGGAUAAUCAAGUAUACUGCUAUGGAUAAUCAAAUAUCCUGCUAUGGAUAAUCAAGUAGGUGCUGUGUAUUUUAAUUUAAUCUGCAGUCACUCUAUAUAUUAGCAAGAGACAUAUCUAGAUGUACUUUUAUCCUAGUUAUUGUACGUGUAAUCGGCAAAGGAAGGUUGAAAUUUGAACCUACAACAUAACAAUCCAAUGUUAAAAUAUAAAAAUAAUGAAUAACUUUAAUAUUACAGCAAAAUAAUGAAUAACUUUAAUAAUAACAAACUAAUCAAUAACUUUAUUUAAUACUAGAAAAUAUAUUAUUUGAAUAAGAACUAUUUUAUUUUGGUGUAUAGAUAUUCUAGGUAACAAGGUUAUAUGUCACAAGAUAGUCAAUAAGCAUAUACAUAUAUAUAUAUACACACUGUAUAUACCUACUGGGUACUACUCUAUGAAAAGGGUAAAGGUGUAGAAUAAAACAAUCCUUUUAUUGUUUAUUUAUAUAAUACUGUUAUAUUUGUGGACCCAUUAGGCUAUUUCUCAUACCAGCCAUUGCUCCAUAACUGAUGUAACAAUUAUUUAUAAUCAAAUAUAGUGCUACGAAUUUUGAAGUAUCGUUCUAUGGUAUACUACAAUGGAUUAUGAUGCAUACUACUGUGGAUCACCAUGCAUACUGCUAUGGAUUUUCGUGUAUAGUGCUGUGAAUUUUAAUGUAGAGUGCUAUGGAUUUUCAUGUAUAGUGCUAUGGAUUUUUGUGUAUAGUGCUAUGGAUUUUCAUAUAUAGUGCUAUGGAUUUUCAUGUAUAGUGCUAUGGAUUUUCAUAUAUAGUGCUAUGGAUUUCCGUGUAUAGUGCUAUGGAUUUUUGUGUAUAGUUCUAUGGAUUUUCAUGGAUAGUGCUAUGGAUUUUCAUGUAUAGUGCUAUGGAUUUUCAUGUAUAGUGCUAUGGAUUACAAUUGUGUAUCAUUAUGCAAUAUAUUUUUACAUCAUGAUGUAUACUGUUAUGGAUCGUGCUUAAUUACAUAUAAUCAUGUGUGUUUCUAUGGAUCAUGUUUAACUGCACAUGCAUGUAUCUCAGCUAUCUGUCAUUAUGUAGUUAAAUACUAUCAUGUAUUCUGUUAAUUGUGUUUAGUACACCAGGUAUACUGAUACAGAUAACCAUAUUUUCAUGCAUAUGAUAUAUACUGACAUAGGUCACAAUCUCUGGGUACAUAUCAUAUUUAUGGGUUAUAAAUGUUUUCUUAUAUAGUAAUGUGUAUACCAAUAUGGGUUAUAAUAUUUAUUUACUUAUCAUGCAUACUAACACUCAUUAUGAUGUUUUUGUUACAUAUCAUAUAUAUAGAAUACUAAACGAUCUUGCCUGUCAUGCCAUUUUUAUGAAAUGAGCGAAGUGUUGGUAUUUGACAAGCAAAAUCAAUACCAACACUGUUCACGUGUUUCAUAAAAAUGGUAUGACAGGCAAGCUAGUUUAAUAUUUUAUUUAUUACAAACCAACUGCAAACAAGCCACAACAACAAAGUAAGCAGAUGUCGAGACCUACU